GUUGGCCGCUUAUUGUGUAUGCACCGCCACCGCUGUCGGGACACACUUUGUGUAUAAUGCAACACGCACAGUUGCACCACACCAUGCACGGGUUACCCUUACGAUCCGCCGCUGUUGUCUUUUUAUCGAUCACCAUUGCCGUCGACAGUUGCAUCACCGUUGUCUACGCCGAGUCUAUAGGCGAUUCGGUACGCGAAGCACGAUGCAUUGCAAAGUGUCAUCACCAUCCGGCACCCCAACAGCCCAAAUGUUACAGUAGUUGUUUGAACGAGCCGUGGAUUAAGCCAGGCGGGUGUCCGGUCGCCGACCUUGAUGAUGUCUCUCUGGACCGUCCGUGUCUGGAGCAAUGCAGCGCCGACGACUUUUGCGAUGGCCAACGUAAGUGCUGCCUGCAUAGUUGUGGCAUAACGUGCCAAUCGCCGGUCGGACUCGAUCAUUAUCCUGGGCUACCAGAUAAACCAACGGUUGUAGCAGUAGAGGAUUAUGGCAAACCGUUAGUAGUCGAAUGGACGCCAGUGGAUUAUGACAGUAAUAGUCAUCACGUCACAUAUUUGCUACAAGAGAGGCAUCAUGCAGGUGUCAAGUACGUGCCCGAACGUAUGACUCCGUGGACGAUCGUGACGAGGACCGACAAGACUAGGGAACCCUUAAAAAGACUACAGACUGUUGGCCGGUGGUUUCAGUUUCGCGUAGCUGCCGUCAAUGAAAAUGGCACUCGCGGCUAUUCACAGCCUUGCGUACCGUUUUUUGUCGAUCCGGGAUCGCCGAUUGAGCCGCCCGGGCCUCCCGAGAACGUCAAGGUAUCUUCAUUGAAAUGGACGAAUGAUGACUAUCAACAGUGCGUGUUGUCUUGGUCACCCCCUGCCAAUUCAGCACUUCCCAUACGCAAGUACAAAGUGUAUAUUAGCGAACAAGACGGAUAUCAUCUUUAUCACAAACGACAUGUUUUACCAGCAGAUAUUCUGAGGUUUCACAUCAAAAAGCUGAACACAAAUUCCGAAUAUUUUCUCCAAGUGCAAGCCAUCAGCGAAUUCGGAAGAAAAAAGCUGGCCGGCCAAAAAGCUUCGGUGACAUUGAAAACUGAAGAAAAGAAAUUGUCAGUAAAAAUGAAUAAAAUAAACGGUCUGAAAGUUGUAAAUUAUUAUAACAGUACUAAAAAUGAUUUAUUCAAUGUAAAGAUAUCGUGGAGACCUGUUAGCAUGACUUCAAAAAAGUUGACUUACACCUUGACGUGCAUACCACAAAAUUGUAAAUUCGAUAGUAAGACAUUCAAUGCAACUACUAUUCAUCCAUUUUUCGACAUGUUCUCUUUGAACCGAAUGUGCAAAUAUCUGAUUAUUGUUUCAACGAAUUACGACGGAUCCAAACACAUGGCUUCUCUUACAUUUUCUGUACAACCAUAGUCAAGUUAUUGGAUUCGUAAACAUAACUUAAGGUCUAACAGUGUAUUGAAACACGUAAAUUGUCGAUGGUUUGUAUACUAAUAACAAUAACUUUAAAAUUCUAUUAUUUUUAAUAAAAAUGUGACUUUUUGAGAAUUUUUAUCGUUUAUAGGGUUACAAUUUUUUAUAUUAUAUUUCAAAAAAUUAUUAAAUUGAAAAUAAAAAAUUGUGCAUUGUCUUAUAUAUAAUUACUAAGAGGAUUCAACACUGUUUUGAAGUGACACAUUUAUUCAAUAUUGACAUAUUAUUAUUUAGUCGGUGAUGUUUAAAUUUUUAAGAAAUUAUAAUAAUUAGUUAUAUUGUAGAUUUAUUGAGUAAAUAGGUAGAUGAGUAGAUGUUAUACGAGAUCCAACGUGUUUGUUGUGUUGCCUAUUUCUAAAGCCUUUUAUACGAGUGAUAACUAUUAAUAAAUAUUUUAUUGUUUAUAUUUCCAAUUUAUAUUAAACACAUUAUAUUUUAACUUUUGAAAUUUCAAUUUUAAAACUAAAAAAUAUAAAGUAUAAUUGAGAUAAUUAGUGUGUAAAACAUCCAAAAAG
Messenger RNA from Daktulosphaira vitifoliae (grape phylloxera), 1978 nucleotides. RefSeq names its product anosmin-1 (gene Kal1). NCBI's taxonomy places the organism in Eukaryota, Metazoa, Arthropoda, Insecta, Hemiptera, Phylloxeridae. The transcript has 7 exons. Gene Ontology annotation, molecular function: peptidase inhibitor activity; protein binding. Bases 57 to 1403 code for a protein of 448 amino acids. The record is from RefSeq and is a predicted model, not a curated record. Gene Ontology annotation, cellular component: extracellular region; cell surface. Gene Ontology annotation, biological process: neuron differentiation.